AAUCAUAUCGCACAUUAUUUUGCAUUUUAAUAUUUAUCCAUUAUAUAUAACAAACAUUUUGCUAACAUGUGUAUUUAGCAAUCAUUAAUCGGAAAUGUAUGUCUUUAGAAGAAGAAAAUGGCUUCUUACAUGCGAUACUCGUGCACACGUGGUUAUGGCAAAUUGAGAAUUCUAUUUACGUUUGUGCCAGUGUAUAUUACUCGUGACAAUCAUUUCGAAAUUAAUAUGAAUAAAUUAUCAUUAUAAAUAUAAAUUUCUUUCGUUAUUAUCACUUUUUAUAUAAAUUAUAUCCACAAUGGCGACAGUAACGGAAGAAGAAGGGAUUAAUGAGAAACAAGACGAUAAUGUUAAUGAAAUUGCACCGGAUAUGGAUCUUUGUAAAAAGUGUGGUAAUCAGUGUAAUCCGUACGCUAAGCCAGCUUUACGUUGCAAUGGUGAUUGCGCUGGAAAAAUUCAUAUCGAGUGCCUUCAAAGAGGAAGCGUUCCAGUAUCUUUUGUCGGAGAUGUCUUCUUUGAAUUACAUUGCACUGACUGCAGUCCGUUAGGCGAGGAAACAGUCAUAAGAGAUCGAAUGCCAUGGCUUAAUGUAAUUGUAUUAACUUUGUACAACUUAAGAGAAAAAUCCAGUGGAAUAAGUAAAAGGGGAUAUUUCCAUUGGAAGUCAGAUAUUAGUACUUUUGUAGAUCGUAAUUGGGAUCAUUUAUUUAAGAAAACUGUCAAAAGAAAAAAGAAUUGGAUUGGUACAAUUUCUGGAACACUGUCACAUUAUAGUGGGAUCUUUUUUAAAUCAGGAACAGUUGAAUUAGGAGAAUCUGGUUGGUGGAGACUAAUAGAUAAUGAUCCGCCAGAAGUUCUGAUUGCCAAAAACGGAAAGAUGAUAAUGGAUCGUAAAAAACAAAAUGGUAAUCAACAAAAGUCAUCGGUUAAAACAUACAUUAGUCCGACGCCGUCCGAAUCAAGUAUUUCAGUUGGAGAAGAUAGCAAUUACGGAACAGAAGCAGUCAAAAGUCAAGGGCCAUCAAUGUAUUCGCAAGCUUAUGUACAACCAACGGAAACAUUGUCUGACCUCUUAUUGGAGGAAGAUGAAUUAAAUGAUAUGGAUAUGGAAGAUGAUUUGAUCUUACGUGAUCAGCAGGACACUCUUUCUUUGUCAGAACUAUUGGCAGAUUGUCAAUAUCAAAAUUCUAAUUUUAAUUUUCCUCGACUGUUUGAUAAUUUUACAUCUGAAUGGUCUAACAAUACAGAGAUAACAGAAGAGUCAAUAAAUGAUAUCACUGAUAAUAAAAUUAAAAGAGAAGAAGAUCAAUAUGCAGAAGAAAGCAACGAUAGUAUUGUUCAAGAGCAACCACCUCCAGCUUCGUUAUUUCAAGCUACGAAACGAGAUAAAUGGCCUUGGCAAAAAUCGAUUGUUAAUAAUGAGAAGAUACCUCUUAUGACGCAUCAAGAAGAAGCAUAUCUCUUACAAAGAGUUAAUAAACGCUAUCUAUAUUCUGCUUUUCCUUCUGCAAGACGACUAUACAGAAAAUUAGUUGUUAGAAAAUUGAAAAGAGAAUAUGGUUUACCUUUGUUAGAUAUAGAUCAUUUUGGAUCUAAAGAAGUAUCUAAGAGACAUUUCAAGGAAUGCGAUAGAGUCCUAGAUAGAUUUUUUGGAGAUGACAUAGGAUAUGUUUUUGAACAAAGAUUACAAGGGUAUAAUGAAGCAACAUCUGUCGUUAGUCCAUAUACAAAUAGACUUUUAAAGCCAUUUAUAAGAAGAGAUACCUCUAGUCGACCAUUAUGGUUAACUGUGAUGGAAGAACUUUGUGCUAAAGUUAAUAAAAAUAAUUCAUCUUGGAAACCAUUGACAAGAGCACCAAUCGAUUAUUCUUAUAUUAGACCACAACACAUUCCAGCGAUCAACAGUCUCUGUAAUCAAUUCUUUUGGCCUGGUAUUGACUGUAAGCAUGUUUUUAUAUUUUUAUACUAUGAACUUUUCUUCUUUUAUAUAUAAAUUCAUUUCUUUUUUCUUUUCUUUUUUCUCUUCUUCUUUUCUUUCUUUUCUUUUUUUUUUGUUUUUUUUUUUUUCCUUUU
Molecule: messenger RNA, 2070 nt
Organism: Vespa crabro (European hornet)
Lineage: Eukaryota; Metazoa; Arthropoda; Insecta; Hymenoptera; Vespidae
Gene: Atac2
Product: cysteine-rich protein 2-binding protein
Exons: 6
Coding region: 296-1990 (564 amino acids)
Source: RefSeq, a predicted model, not a curated record